Molecule: messenger RNA, 2132 nt
Organism: Cuscuta campestris
Lineage: Eukaryota; Viridiplantae; Streptophyta; Magnoliopsida; Solanales; Convolvulaceae
Source: the annotation of a GenBank genome assembly
UCUAGGGCUGUCCGUCAACGCCGCCGACCAGCCGUUUCCUUCAGCGAUAUACCUACAGGUCGGAAAAUCUUCAAUAGCCGGACCAGAUUCUCUACCCGCUAUGCCUGGUGCGAAGGAUUCCGCAGAAAACGCAGGUUUCAUCUUCCGGAUACGCACUUUCAUCAUCGUUUGCGUGGAUUACCCUUCAAGAACCCCCUCCCUAAAGAAAAGCGCGACCAAUACGUUUACAGUGACUCUAGGUUAUGCUUCAAUGGAUUCGAAGGGUGUUCAACAGAAACCACCCGAAAUCUCAGAUUCAAAUUCCAGACACAUCAUAAGGUAUUUAUGCUCUUUUAUUCCUUUUACAAUCACAACUUCUGCAUCUCUGAUUUUGGAGCUAGAAGAUACUGCAUUUGGUUCGAUUUGGAAACUGUUAAUUGGAUCCUAGGUUCUCUGCCAUUUUUUUCGAAGCCUAAAUGUUUGGAAGUUUCCAAAACAGAGGAAAAUAGGACCAUUUAUCUUUCCAUUGGUAUCAAUAAAAGGGGUAAAUUUGUGAAAAUUCAAGAGAUUAGAAGAGAGGGCAGUAUUUCAUUGCUAUCCCCUUUGAUUCACUAGCUGACGGCCCAAAACUCUUCACCAAGGCUCUCUCUUUAUUCACCAAGAGAGCUACCAACCUUGAGGAAAGUUCAAAGGUGUGUGUGGAUCCCCAAGAACCCCUGUGUCAUUCUCCCACUGGAAUUGAAGCUUCUUCCCUGCCUACUACUACUAGGCAGGAUGUUAUUACCCAUCGAAGUAGUGAUUUCACAAGUUCAGAGGGCUUCGUUGUUAACCCCACUGCCGUAACUAACAAGCAGCUAGUUAUUUUUCAGAAUAAAGCAGCUCCUAAUGUCAGCCUUUCCAUCAACCAAGACGAAGAGUUUCCACCCCUGGCCCGGAAACUCCUUAGUGCUUUUGCUCCCACCUUUGUGCCCGAUGUAUACUCCUACGCUAAUAUUUUCACUAAGGAACAAGGAUCCAAUGUUAUUACAGAGCCGGAAGAAGACCCCUUUUCAAAUCUCAAUGGUCAAAGCUUGGUUCUAUCCCUCAACGCAGUGGAAGAUCACACUAAGGACAGGGAAGGUCCCAUUCUCUAUACCCACUCCGAAGGGGAGGAUUUUGUGUUCAUAGACACAAAGCUCAAACCUUUACAAAUCGACUUCUCAAGAUGCUCCAAACACCCCCUCCAUCUCCGCAAGGAACUAAAAGGAAGAAGGACGUACUCACCGUCACAAAUUGUUACGAGGAGCAAGGCUAAAAUACUUGAGCAAGGAAGGAAAUUUAAUCCGAUAGGCUGGGUCGAAGAAGAAGACUUGUUAGAUCCCCAAGAAUCACAUGAGGACGAGGUUAUCAAUUUCUUCAAACUUUGCUGUCCUAACAAGAUUGAAGAUCCUAAACCCCUUAGCAAACCUCUAACCAAAACUCAAAAAAAGAAAAUGAAGAAGAAAAAGAAGCAGACUCAAUUUUCUGAUUAUGGUUACGAUGAAGAGAUUGGAUAUGCUUAUUGAAAGACCUGCUGUUAUAAUUAUUUCUCUAACCCUUCUUUUGAGUUUUGUUUGUUCCUUAUUUCUGAAGAAGUAAGAGGUUAUUAAAGCCAAGGGUGUUUGGGAACAAAUUUGAUUGAAUUGAAAGUGAACUUUGGCACUGGAUGGGUUUGGCACGGUUGUGGAAUCACCAAGGACAUUGGAAAUUGGAUGGCCUCUUAAAUGUAUAAAUCAUUUGACUUUACCCUUUGCAAGCUUUCAAUGGUUAGAAUUGAAAGUGAACAAUUUGGCAGUGGAUGGGUUUGGCGUUGUUACUUAGCGCUGUUUCUGGGUUUUGCUUCGAUUAUCAACCCUACGGAUGGGCAGGAUUUUUGUCAUCUUCCCUGGAGCUGAUUCAUGCGCUUGGCUAGAGCUGCUGGGCGGACCUUAGUGCUGGACAUUUGGGCAGACAGGCUUUGCUCUACUCCUGGUUUUCUUUUAGUGUUUGUCUAGAUGCUAUUUGUUUCAUAUUGUCUUGGUUUUUUCCUCUUGUUUGUAGUUUUUUUUUCUUUUCUUUUUUUGGGACAACUUGUUGGGAUCGUCCCAUCCCCCUUGUUUCUUUUUUUCUUUACUUAAUAAAAAUAAAUAUUUAUU